CCUUUCAGGUUUCUCCUCAUCCUGGAAGGGGUUGGAUGAUGUCCCUGGCUCUCCAGGACGCCCCUCCUUGGCUGUAACUGCAGGAAGGCCUCUUAAACCCCAGCUCUUCUCCCAGCCACUUCUGGAAGCUACUUGAGAAAAAGGAUGAUGUGACAGAUCCUAUCAGAAAGGAUUUUUGGAAAUCUAACACCUUUGAAGAAAGUGGCCCUUUUCCCUUUCUCAAAGUAGACAUUCUCCAGUUCCAAAAUGCCAGCCAAGACCCCAAUUUACCUAAAAGCUGCCAAUAACAAGAAAGGCAAGAAAUUUAAACUGAGGGACAUUUUGUCCCCUGAUAUGAUCAGCCCUCCUCUCGGAGACUUCCGCCACACCAUUCACAUCGGCAAAGAAGGCCAGCACGACGUCUUCGGUGACAUCUCGUUCCUGCAAGGGAACUACGAACUGCUCCCGGGAAACCAGGAGAGAGCGCGCUUGGGCCCAUUCCCAGGGCACAGCGAGUUCCUGCGGGCCAACAGCACCUCCGACUCCAUGUUCACGGACACGCCCUCCCCGGUGCUCAAAAACGCCAUCUCCCUCCCGACCAUCGGAGGGUCCCAGGCGCUCAUGUUGCCCUUGCUGUCGCCGGUGACGUUUCAUUCCAAACAGGAGUCCUUUGGGCCUGCCAAGCUGCCCCGGCUUAGCUGUGAGCCGGUCGUGGAGGAAAAGGCCCAGGAGAAGAGCAGUCUGCUGGGGAACGGGACGGGCCACCAGGGAGACGUCUCGUGGGGCUCCAGCGGCUCAGCAUCGCAGUCUAGCCAGGGCAGGGACAGCCACUCCUCCAGCCUCUCCGAACAGUACCCCGACUGGCCGGCCGAGGACAUGUUUGACCAGCUCGUCAAGGAGAAGACGAAGUCGGAGGAGUCCCUCUCCGACCUCACGGGUUCCCUCCUCUCCCUGCAGCUCGAUCUGGGGCCCUCCUUUUUGGAUGAGGUGCUGAAUGUCAUGGAUAAAAAUAAGUAACGGACACCGCCGACUCUCGGCCUUUGGGGGAAAAGGUAUCAAAAAAUAAAAACUAAACUAAACCACAGUCGAAGAGAAGAGCUUCACUGGCUAUGUGUGCAGUUGUGUGUUUUCUAAGAUAAUGUUCCUACGAAAUAUUUUUUGUACCUGUUAUGCCCUGUUUGCAAAAACAGAAAGGCAAAAAAAAAAAAAACCACAAAAAAAGUCCUGGCAGAAAGGAAGUGAGUCAUUCAGAACCCAUUUUCGGCGGGUAUUGCUGAUGUUCAGCUCACAUUUUUUUGUUUCCAGAAACGUAAGAACUUUGGCUUGGCCAGGAUUGGCACUAGCUACGAAGGGCUGCUCAAGUCACAUUAAAGAACUUGACGAUACUCCAGCAUUUUCUGAGCAAGAAGUCAAAAUUUAUUUAACACCUAAGCCUUUUUUUCUAGACUCUUUUCUAUAUUACAUUAUUUGGGCUCACCAUAGCAAAUUCCUCAGUGUUAAAACUGUUCUCUGUUUUCACAUUUGAACAACUCUAUGGGUUCGGGGGAUUUUCUCGUAGCUCUUAUAUAUCCCUAUCCAUUAUAUCUGUAUCGCGCAAUUUUGACCGUCAGCUACAUGUUGGUAAGACACAAGCAAAGUAUUACUGUAACUAAGUUAUUUUUAAAGUUAAAAUAUAUUUUUAUGUGCCUUUGGCUUUUUAUUGCAGAGUCUACAUUUUAUAGAUACUACAUCAAAUGUUGUCAUUUGACUUGUUUCCAUUGGAGUUCCAUUGUAAGCUGUGUAUGUAUAUGUUUGGAAAAGUGUAUUCAUACUUAGCUUUAUUUCUUUUUCUUCAUCUGUUAGCAUACUUUUCACAGCACCCAACAAUGGAUUGUUAAAUAUAAAGGCACAGGUUACUCAUGAUGCUUCUGCAGAGACUGUGGGCUACACCAUAUAAUGUUAUUUGGAAAUAUAGGUAUUUUAGUACAGUACAUACUUGCAUUACAUAGGUACUUCAUGCGACACAAUAAAGAGUAAAUGUUAAAAUGAAGUUGCUUGUUUAUAGUAAUAAACAGAAGCGUAAGAGAAUAAUAAUAUUUUCCUUAAGUCCAGGGCUAGAAAAAUUGCUUCUCUAAAGUGUAUGUGAGCCUUUAAAAUAAGAGGUGAUUUCCAUCCACUCUGCAAUUUUGAUUUUUGCCCAAAGGUUUGAGAUUCCAGAAAUGGGACCCUUCAGUUUUAGGAAAAAUGAACAUGUGAGAUCAGAA
Molecule: messenger RNA, 2222 nt
Organism: Neomonachus schauinslandi (Hawaiian monk seal)
Lineage: Eukaryota; Metazoa; Chordata; Mammalia; Carnivora; Phocidae
Gene: CDC42EP3
Product: CDC42 effector protein 3
Exons: 1
Coding region: 247-996 (249 amino acids)
Source: RefSeq, a predicted model, not a curated record